GCCCGGGAGGGCCGGGCCAGCCCCGGCACGGCCCCGCUCGCCAUGGGCUCCCGCUUGUCCCUGGACGACUCCGUGCGGGUCCUGGUGGUCGGGGGCGGCUUCGGAGGGACGGCAGCCGCCAGCCUGCUCAAGUCCUGGGCCGUCCCUUUCGUGCUGGUGGACGUGAGAGAUGCUUUCCAUCACAACGUGGGCGCCCUCCGGGCCGCCGUGGAGAGCGGAUUUGCCAAGAAGACUUUCAUCUCCUACUCAGCCACUUUUGGGGACAGCUUCCGACAAGGCAAGGUCGUGGACAUAGACCCUGGGAGGCAACGAGUUGUGCUCAGUGAUGGUGAGGAGUUUCACUACUCCCACCUCAUUCUUGCAACAGGCAGUGAUGGGCCAUUCCCUGGGAAGUUCAACCAAGUCAUUGACAUGGAAAGAGCCAUCCAGACCUAUGAAGACAUGGUCAAAGAGAUUGAGAAAUCUCAGCGCAUCCUGGUAGUGGGAGGUGGUGCUGCUGGAGUGGAGAUGGCUGCCGAGAUCAAAACAGAGUACCCGGACAAAGAGGUCAUCCUCAUUCACUCAAAAACUGCACUGGCUGACGUGGAGCUGCUAGCCAGUGUCCGUCAGGAGGUGAAAGAGAUCCUCCUCAGGAAAGGAGUCCAGCUGCUGUUAAGUGAAAAGGUCAGUGACGUGGAAAACCUCAGGCCAAACCAGUUCCAGAAAGACAUGGUAGUAAGGACAGAGAAGGGCACCGAGGUGGUUGUUGACAUGGUGGUGCUGUGCACAGGGAUAAAGAUCAACUCCUCUGCAUAUGCUGCUGCAUUUGGUGACAAAAUGGCAAGCAAUGGUGCUUUGAGAGUUAACAAGCACCUCCAGCUGGAAGGCUACGAGAACAUCUAUGCCAUUGGGGACUGUGCAGAUAUCAAAGAGCCCAAGAUGGCCUACCAUGCUGGGCUCCAUGCCAACAUUGUGGUGACAAAUAUCAUCAACAGCCUGACACAGAAGCCUCUCAAAACCUAUGAGCCAGGGUCACUAACAUUCCUGCUUUCCAUGGGCAGGAAUGAUGGUGUAGGCCAGGUGAGUGGUUACUAUGUGGGACGUCUCCUGGUGACCCUUGCCAAGAGCCGGGAUCUGUUCGUCUCCAAGAGCUGGAAGACGAUGGGACAGACAAUGCCCUCUUAAGAGGGCACAGAUCUGGCAUCUGCUCUGCAGCUUGCAGGAAGAAUGGCUUGUAGUGCUGCCAGGGUAAUGCCUGUCUAAAACCUGGAAGUGGAUAUGGAAGACCUGGAAUUCAACAGAAUAUAAUGCAGCUUUGUGUCAAAAUCUCCUCAGCAGCUUUAAUUACGUCACUUACAGCACCAAACUUCAGCCAGAAAAUAUACUGGUUGUGAUACAGCAAGCACUUAA
This is a messenger RNA of Parus major (Great Tit), 1389 nucleotides long. It is a transcript of the gene AIFM2, whose product is annotated as apoptosis inducing factor mitochondria associated 2. Lineage: Eukaryota; Metazoa; Chordata; Aves; Passeriformes; Paridae. The record is from RefSeq and is a predicted model, not a curated record. Gene Ontology annotation, molecular function: electron-transferring-flavoprotein dehydrogenase activity; flavin adenine dinucleotide binding. Gene Ontology annotation, cellular component: mitochondrion; cytoplasm. Gene Ontology annotation, biological process: positive regulation of apoptotic process; apoptotic mitochondrial changes. The transcript is spliced from 9 exons. Bases 43 to 1164 code for a protein of 373 amino acids.